This is a messenger RNA of Xenopus laevis (African clawed frog), 2206 nucleotides long. RefSeq names its product protein kinase C delta type-like. The record is from RefSeq and is a predicted model, not a curated record. The coding region runs from base 293 to 1471 and encodes 392 amino acids. The transcript has 9 exons. NCBI's taxonomy places the organism in Eukaryota, Metazoa, Chordata, Amphibia, Anura, Pipidae.
CUACUACUGAUAUUGGUGUGGGCUGCUGUGGUGUCAUGGCCGCCUUGUAUACACACAGAAAGCUGCCAUCUUGUGAAUGGCAAAGUAACAGUUGGGUGCUACCACUACUGGUCAACUCAGAGCGGUUGAGCUUCUUAUGAGAGACUCAGUGCUUUUUGAUGCUCUUGCGAUUUUAGUGAUUUUAGUGCGAUUUUAGAGAGAUUUUGCCUUUCAGAGAGAUUUCUUGUGCUUUCUUUGAAUACCCCUUGCUGCGUAGAGGAAAGUGCUUUUAAGCAUAUUCUCUACUGCAAGCAUGGUGUCUGUAUCCAAGAAAAGACGAAGAGAAGAAGAGAAGACUACAGAUGAAGAAAUGAUGACGAAGAAGAUCAAACUUGAGGAUAACAUCAGUAUUGCUGCCAAUGACCAUCAUGUGAAUAUAGAAAGCAGCAGAAAGAGAUCAAGGAGCAGUGAUGACAGUACCACUGUAGAAGAAGGAAACAGCCAGAAGCGACGGCGUAUUGAAGCUGAACGUUUGCCGGAACACAUGCUAACCAACUAUAAGUUCCACUGGGGUCUCGGCCGAGGCUCAUUUGGCAAAGUGUUUUUGGCUUCUAUACAAAUGAAAAAAGAACGUGUGGCUGUAAAAGUUAUCAGGAAGACACCCAAGGAAGAUCAGAAGGAUAUGAUCCAGAAGGAGGCCAGAAUCCUGAAGGUUACUUCCGGCAGUCCAUUCUUGUGCCAUGGCUAUGCAGCCUUCCAAACCAACCAAUACGCCUUCCUCGUCAUGGAGUAUGCAGGGGGAGGCAGCCUCAGUAAUCUUCUGUCCAUCAAACAUCAUCUGAAAAAAAGACACAUCAUCUUUUACUCAGCAGAACUGAUUUGUGGACUUCAGUAUCUCCAUUCUCUAGGCAUCAUCCAUCGUGACCUAAAGCCUGGAAACAUCCUGCUUACCUGUGAAGGACACAUGAAGAUUGCUGAUUUUGGAGUUGCAGCUGAAGGAGUUUUUGAUGACAAUACCAUCGCUGAAAAAACAGGAACAAGCUGGUACAUGGCCCCAGAGAUGCUAGCUAAUAAGAAGUACAAUGCAGCAAUAGACUGGUGGUCAUUUGGGAUAAUACUCAGCGAAAUGGCCACUGGAAGAUCCCCUUUUGAGGACGACAGCUGCAAACAUGAUGUGAAAAGUUCCAUCCUCACUGAGAAGCCGGUGUUUCCUGAAUGGAUGAGUGCAACAUUGCAAGAUCUCCUUCAGAAGCUUCUCAAAAAAAGACCACACAAACGUCUUGGAGUGAAUGGAAAUAUAAGGGAACAUCCACUUUAUAAGAAUAUCAAUUGGGAGGAUGUUGAACAUCAAAGGAUUCCACCACCAAUCCGACUGGAAGAUAAUCACCCUGAAUCUACAGCUGCCAACCUGCCAUUCCUCAAAUGCAACAACACUAAAGAUUCAGAUGACACCAUCCUCAAAUGCUUUACAUAUCUGAAUCCCAGCUGGUAGGAGUGAGUAAGUCUGUGAUGUCUUGGCUUAGCUAUUAACAUCCUACGCCAACUUUGUAUCUACUCAUUCCUAUACCUGCUGACUUGGCACCUGUAAGUCAUCCAUUGGUAUAACUAGCUGCACAUACAGCUCACUUUCUGAUGAGGGGUCAUGUCCUUGGUAAGCCUAUGGGAUCUGGGGCAAUUUUAAGUGGUUUGCAUAAGAAUCCUAAGACAUCAUCUGAAUAGGAUGGAUCAAGUUCCUGCCCCUCUUUCCCCUAACCUGAUCACAAAUGAGGAGGUAGGGAAAGGGAGUCAAAACCCAUCACAGUUAGGAAUUAAGACAACCUCUAUGCAAGCCUUUAUUUUAAAAUUACCCCUUAUACCAUUGGCCAUAGGGUAGGGUUUGGGUGGGCCAAGGACAUGGCCACUCAUUCAGAUUUGGGUUUGAGAGACAAUGUACAAAGUUUUAAAAUGUAACAAAUGCAACACCAAUAGUAAUAAUCUGUUGUCCAAGGAGUUAAAGAUCCUUAAUCUUAAUCAAAGGUUUAUCUAUAUUUCCAAGUUUCUUAUGUGCAGGUGGUAGUAUGUUCAGCCUAGUAAAUGCUGGGUCAAAUGCAGCAAGCAGGGCCAGGUGGUGAAAGUUAUGGUACAGCAAGUUGAAGCUGGUAUUAUUAUGGUAAGCAUUUGCCACACUUCAGUGUUGUAGCCAUGCAAAUUCUGUAGAGGUUCUGGACAAAACAGGCUCAAAAACCGC